Messenger RNA from Mustela erminea (ermine), 5754 nucleotides. It is a transcript of the gene ZNF800, whose product is annotated as zinc finger protein 800. Lineage: Eukaryota; Metazoa; Chordata; Mammalia; Carnivora; Mustelidae. The record is from RefSeq and is a predicted model, not a curated record. Bases 169 to 2187 code for a protein of 672 amino acids. The transcript has 6 exons.
AGGCUGCGCCAGGUGGGGCCCGAAGCCGCCUCCCACGCCAGGCUGUCCCCGCGGCUGCCCGGCCUGCCUUCCUUCCUUCCGCCUGCCCGCCGGCCCGCCCUAGGAGUUAACCAAGCCGCAAUGAAGAGCUUCUUACAGUGAAAGGAAAGUAGGUCUCGCCCACUGAAAAUGCCUUUAAGGGACAAAUACUGUCAGACUGACCACCAUCAUCACGGAUGCUGUGAACCAGUUUAUAUCCUGGAACCUGGAGAUGCUCCUUUGUUACAGCAACCACUACAGACAUCCAAAUCUGGUAUUCAACAAAUAAUUGAGUGCUUUCGAUCAGGAACUAAACAACUUAAGCACAUUUUAUUAAAAGAUGUGGACACUAUUUUUGAAUGUAAAUUAUGCCGCAGUCUCUUCAGAGGAUUACCAAAUUUAAUUACCCAUAAAAAAUUCUACUGCCCACCAAGUCUCCAGAUGGAUGACAACCUUCCUGAUGUAAAUGAUAAACAAAGCCAAGCCAUAAACGAUCUCCUAGAAGCCAUAUAUCCAAGUGUGGACAAGCGAGAAUAUAUUAUUAAGCUAGAACCCAUAGAAACUAAUCAAAAUGCAGUGUUUCAGUAUAUUUCAAGGACUGAUAAUCCUACUGAAGUCACAGAGUCAAGCAGUACUCCUGAACAAACUGAAGUUCAAAUACAGGAAACCAGCACUGAACAGUCUAAAACAGUACCAGUUGCAGAUACGGAGGUGGAAACUGUAGAGCCCCCGCCUGUUGAGAUUGUUGCAGAUGAAGUUGCACCUACAUCUGAUGAGCAACCUCAGGAAUCACAGGCUGACUUGGAAACUUCUGACAAUUCUGAUUUUGGUCACCAGUUGAUAUGCUGUCUUUGUAGGAAAGAAUUCAAUUCCAGACGAGGUGUUCGUCGUCACAUUCGAAAAGUACACAAGAAAAAGAUGGAAGAACUAAAAAAGUACAUUGAAACACGAAAGAAUCCAAAUCAGUCCUCUAAAGGACGCAGUAAGAAUGUUCUAGUUCCAAUAAGUAGGAGCUGUCCAGUAUGUUGUAAAUCAUUUGCUACAAAAGCGAAUGUAAGGAGGCAUUUUGAUGAAGUUCAUAGAGGACUAAGGAGGGAUUCAAUUACUCCUGAUAUAGCAACAAAGCCUGGGCAACCUUUGUUCCUGGAUUCUGUUUCUCCUAAAAAAUCUUUUAAGACUCGAAAACAAAAGUCGUCUUCAAAGGCUGAAUACAAUUUAACUGCAUGCAAAUGCCUCCUUUGCAAGAGGAAAUAUAGUUCACAAAUAAUGCUUAAAAGACAUAUGCAAAUUGUUCACAAGAUAACUCUUUCUGGAACAAACUCUAAAAGAGAGAAAGGCCCUAAUAAUACUGCCAGCAGUUCAGAAAUAAAAGUUAAAGUUGAACCAGCAGAUUCUGUAGAAUCUUCACCCCCUUCCAUCGCCCAUUCUCCACAGAAUGAAUUAAAGGGAACAAAUCAUUCAAAUGAAAAAAAGAACACACCGGCAGCACAGAAAAAUAAAGUUAAACAAGACUCUGAAAGCCCUAAAUCAACUAGUCCGUCUGCUGCAGGUGGCCAGCAAAAAACCAGGAAACCAAAACUUUCCGCUGGCUUUGACUUUAAGCAACUUUACUGUAAACUUUGUAAACGUCAGUUUACUUCCAAACAGAACUUGACUAAACACAUUGAGUUGCACACAGAUGGGAAUAACAUUUAUGUUAAAUUCUACAAGUGUCCUCUUUGCACUUAUGAAACUCGUCGGAAGCGUGAUGUGAUACGACAUAUAACUGUGGUUCAUAAAAAGUCAUCCCGCUACCUUGGGAAAAUAACCGCCAGUUUAGAGAUCAGAGCUAUAAAGAAGCCCAUUGAUUUUGUUCUAAAUAAAGUGGCAAAAAGAGGCCCUUCGAGGGAUGAGGCAAAACAUAGUGAUUCAAAACAUGAUGGCACUUCUAACUCUCCUAGUAAAAAGUAUGAAGUAGCUGACGUUGGUAUUGAAGUAAAAGUCACAAAAAACUUUUCUCUUCACAGAUGCAAUAAAUGUGGAAAGGCAUUUGCCAAAAAGACUUAUCUUGAACAUCAUAAGAAAACUCAUAAGGCAAAUGCUUCCAAUUCACCUGAAGGAAACAAAACCAAAGGCCGAAGUACAAGAUCUAAGGCUCUUGUCUGGGAGAACCUAACGAUGAAACUUUAGACCUUGCCAUUUAGAUUGCCACUAGAGCUCUCCACAGGUGGAGAUUUUUGUGCCCUCAGAACUGACAUGAAGCAGCCUGUUUACCCUGCCCAGGAGAAUGGAUACUGAGGAGUACGGUAUGCAAAAUGAGUUUUAAGAAGUCAGCCCUGCUUGGGAUUGAAAUAAGUGACUUAAUACUGAGAACAUAGGUCUGUAUACCAUUAGAGCUAUCCAUCUUUUGAUUAACUUUUAAAAUCUGCCUUUAAAGGGAAGAAUUCCUGGGAGACUAUCUUUGUCAAGUUUUAAUAGAGUAAAUUUUAUGGAUGGGUUAUGACCCUUAAAAACUGAAGUCAGUAACAGAAAUGCUGACAGACUUGAAUGAGAAGAGGACACCUAUAUUAUAGUCUUAUAAUCUGUAGUUAAAUGAGAAAAGAAACCUUUAAAGUUUUCUGUUCUAAUGCUUUGAAAACAAUUUCUUUUUCUUGUUAUUUGAACUUUAAUAAUAGACAUUAGCAUAAACCUAAUAUCCGUGUCAAAAUAAGACAAGGCACAUUGCUGUAGCAUAGAAUUAUUUUAAAUCAUAAACUUUUAACUAAUACUUAUUUCAGAUCUUCUCUUCUAAAAAAAUUUGUCUUUAAACAUUGAUUUUUUUUUCCUGGCAAGCUUCUAUAUACCCAUUCUCACCUCAGUAAAUCACUAAGUGAUUAUUGAAUAAAGGUAAUUUGUGUAUUUAGGCAUGUGUAGGAUUGUAACAGAAAUGAAGAGUUGAACAGAAUUUUAGAAUAUAUAUUUUCUGCAUUGAGGACUUCAUUUGUUUAAUAACCUUCUUUAUAUUUGUUGAUAAUCUUUAAUGCCCUUGUGCCAACGUUUUAGAAAUUUUGUUUAGAAAUUUCUUACAAGAUUUAUCAUAUUUCAAUAACACAGAUUUUUUUAUCCAAGAGAUAAUGAGUACCUUGAAUUUAUAGUAUGUAUUAUGCCAAAAUUUAAUAAGUAGUUAGAUAUUCUUUUAGCUUUACUAGAUCACUGAGUGAUAGAGGGUGGUUUUUGUUUUGUUUUGACAUUCUUUUUCAUGUAGUAAAAUCCACAGCACUUUAUUACAUCAACUAGACCGAGUUUACUGACUUAAUCAAUGGAAAAGUAAAACUGGCACCUCUUGAUUUCCUGGUUUUGUGUAUCUUGGGUGGAGCUGACUCCUGGGUGUGAAGGUUGUAAUGGGAAAUGAUGCUAGGUACUUGCAAGAAAAUACUGGAAGAUGUUUGUCAAACAUCCUGUAUAAGUAUGAUUUUCUCAUACCUCAGAGCCCUACCCUAUUUAAAGUUACAUCUAGAUGCAUAUUGUUCUUGUACUGGAACCUGUUCAGUCACUUUUGGUGUAAUACUAGCAUGGCAUCUCUCCCGUGUAGUAGUCUGUGAAGGAAAUUUGGCAACCCAGUAUUUGAAAUUAAUUUCUAACAGGUUUUGCAAAGUUGCUAUUUAAAAUCAAACUAUGACUAAAACUAAAGGCAUCAUUCUACCAACACUGACUUCCCUUGCUGACUGUUUUGUCCAUGCUACCACCAUAAUUUUGCGUAUCUUACAGAUUUCAAAAUCCUAGUUCUUUUAUGACUGUGUUCUUGAUAGCUCCAACCCAUGGUGACCUCUUCCUUGAUGAACUCACAAUAUUUACCUUACCAAUAAUUUUUCACACUCAUCCUUUGUGUUGUUAUUGCAUUAUUAUUUAACUAGAGUGUCCCCGUGAUUAGACUCUCAAUGCUUUGGGGCCUGACAGUCUUUCUCCUCAGCAUCAUGAAUAAAUGAAUCGUCGGGUGUAUUCCUAUUCUCUGUUCUCUAGAUGUCAGUUUGGGUUUCUUUCUUUUCAGGGUCCUCUUCCUGUCUUCCUUUGGCCUAAACUACCUAUUGCUUUUGACUUGGCUACUCUGGUUCUGUUAGUAUCUUGUGUUAGUGGAGAUUAUGAAUGAUUUUAGGAGAUCCUGGGGCGAAUUUUAUGGGACUGGGGGGUGAUUUUUCCACCUUUUUUCCUAUCUCAUGAUCCAUUUUUUAAACUCUGCCACAAAAACCAUACUUUUUUACAGUUAUUUUUAAUAGGUAUUCAUUUAUCAAAAUAUAUUCUGGAAUUCUGUAUCUUGGAAGCAAUAGUUUAGAUAUAUAUAAAAAAAGAGGACUAACCGGAAACAAAGGAGAGAAAUACUGUUGAAUUGCCAAACACGAAUUUUAUUUCCAGACUCAUUUGCUUGCUGUGGUACUUCUCCACCCCCCCUUAUAGCCUAAUGGGAACAGAACACAAAGAAGUGUAAAUAAUUAUAAUAUUGCAUUAUAUAAGUAACUGCAAAGUAAGCUCUUAAACUAUUUUUUUUUUUUAGCCACCUGGCAUUUUGUAUAUACCAUCUUUUGAGCCAUAAUUCUAUUGAAUUACAGAUGGGGAUUCUAGAGAUUUAGUAGAACCUCAUUUUAAACUGGAGAAAGUUGAGGUAAGUGAUUGCACCAGGUCACACAUGUAGUAAAUGAAGAAGUCAGGAAUGGAGGCCAGCUAUCUCUUAAAGAUUAUUUUAGAAGGUAAUAAGACAUACAUGUAAAAAAAUAAAACAGUACAAUGAGGUGUUCUGUGAAAGGUAAGUUUUCUUCCUAUCCCAUCUUUCUCUUCCCUCAUUUUCUACCCCAGAGUCAAAUUACUAGUUUCUUGGGUUUUCAAGAGCUAUUCUAUGUGUAGAUAAACAUAGAAAUGUAUACAUUCCCCUUGAUGCAAAUGGUAGCGUGUUUGUAUACACUCUUCUGUACCUUUCUUCUUCCCCACUUUUUUUUUCCACAUGGCAUAUGUCUGAGUUUUGUGGAACCCAGAUAUGCUUAUUCUUUGGUCCAUGAACUUCCAUUUUACUACAUUGUCAUUUAAACAGCCAGUUUUUUAUUCAUGUGAAUGGACAAAGUGUUAAAUUAUUUGUUGUCUCUAGUAUAUAUUGCAUUCCUUAUGUGACCAUAAUGUACUAUGUCACAUUGCUUUCAGAAAGAGAUCAUGGUCAUUGGUUUAUUUUAUAAUAAAGUUGAAGGUUAAAAAAAAAAAGUAAGUGAAAUAUAUAUAAUAGUUAUUGCUAGUAACCUAAAAUAUCUGAUUAGGAUAUUUACUUUCCCAUUUGAGAAAGAAAUGACAGGCAGAGUUUUCAGGAAAAUGAUUUGCCUUUAGACUUGUGUAAAAUCUGUUUGGAAUGUACAAAAAUGUUUAAUUUCUCAGUGCCAGGGAAAAGCAAUGAUGUUAUAAAUAUCAAACCCAAAUCUUUAUUUUCUAAAUUUUUAAUACCUAUUUUUUUAAGAUUUUUAUUUUUAAGUCAUCUGUAUAUACAACAUGGGGCUUGAACUCACAACCCUGAGAUCAGAGUCACAAACUCUACUGACUGAUAUAGCCAGGCUCCCCUAUUUUCUAAAUUUUUAAAUCUCCAACCUCAUAUGCAAAUAACAGACACAAUUUUUCAUUUGUUUCUCAAACCAGAUUGUAACUAUGUGUUUUAAUCUUCUUAAUAUGCCUCAUGAUCAUCUGCAUAAAAAUGUAUCCUUAAUUUUGGUCAUUUUAUUUUGGCAUAUAGAUAUAGAUAUAUAUCUA